AAAUUAUCAUCAUCAUAAAAAAAUGUUGGCACUAACGAUGUCAAUCUCCCGCCAGAAAAAGUGAACGGGCAAUUACUCAGAACGACUUCAUUUCAUCUGUUGGCCACACGCAGCCGGAAAGUCGUCAUGCACGGCGAGGUUUCAAGGACCAGGAAUCGUUAUGUUGUUUCGCACUCAAGCGGUCUCUCAAAGUUCUUAGACUUAUAUUUUCCCAAAAUCGACUUUACUCUGGAAGAGUCCAAGUUCAAAUUCGAACUCGCGUCCGAACUUGCUGACUUCUUCUCUACAGAAGGAGAAUGCUUUGUUUCUCAGGUUAAAGAUGAUGAUGGUAUAUUCUUCUUGCCACUUGACUUUGAGCAGUUUCAGAAAGUAUGUGAAAUUGAGAAAUUCUAUUUGACUUUGGCUGAUAGACCGAAAGAAGCUCUGUUAUGUAUGAGUGCUGCAUUGCACAUGGUUAUGUUCAUGGAAUUGGAGAAUGAAAUGUUUGGUGAUUGUACAAAGAUAAAUAUUCGUCUGCAUAAUUACCCUCAAGUGAUUGCACUAAAAAAUCUAAAAGCCGCAUAUAUUGACAGGCUUGCUUCUGUACGUGGCACUGUGGUAAAAGUUAGUACAGUUAGACCUCUGGUAAUAAAAAUGAGUUUUGCCUGCACAAAAUGUGGAACCAACAUUGGUCGUGACUUUCCAGAGGGGAAAUUUUCACCCCCUUCAGUAUGUGAAAUGCAUGGAUGCAAAAGUAAGACCUUUAAUCCGAUCAGAUCCAGUGCACAACCCAUAGACUUUCAGAAGAUUAGAAUUCAGGAGCUGCUAAGAUCUGAACAUCAUGAGGAAGGGCGUGUUCCACGCACUGUUGAAUGUGAGUUAACGGAAGAUCUUGUAGAUGCCUGUAUUCCUGGAGAUAUUGUGACUGUAACUGGUAUUGUUAGAGUGAUUAACAACUACAUGGACAUCGGAGGAGGAAAAUCAAAAAGUAAGAAUCAAGCACUUUACUAUCUGUAUCUCGAAACAGUCUCAAUAAGAAAUUCCAAGACUCAACCAGUGCAUGAGAAUAUGAUGGACGGUUCCAAUGCAAGAGCCACAGAGCCUUUUGACUUAGUAUCAUUUUCUCCAAGGGAUCUAGAGUUCAUUGUUAAAUUUUCUGAAGAACACGGUCCAGACACUUUUCGGCAAAUGCUUCAUUCAAUAUGUCCUUCAAUCUAUGGACAUGAGCUUGUCAAGGCCGGAAUUACUCUAGCUAUGUUUGGAGGUGUACAAAAGCAUUCAAUGGAUCAGAACAAGGUUCCUGUAAGGGGGGACAUCCAUGUAUUAAUAGUUGGUGAUCCUGGACUAGGUAAAAGCCAACUGCUACAAGCAGCAGCUUCUGUUUCUCCUCGUGGCAUAUAUGUGUGUGGUAAUACUACAACCAAUGCUGGCCUCACUGUAGCCGUGGUCAAGGAUCCAAUAACUAGUGAUUAUGCCUUUGAAGCUGGGGCAAUGGUUCUUGCAGACCAUGGAUUAUGUUGCAUCGACGAGUUCGACAAAAUGUCUGCUGGACAUCAGGCCUUAUUUGAGGCUAUGGAGCAACAGUGUGUAUCUGUUGCAAAGGCAGGACUUGUGGCAAGUUUAUCAGCAAGAACAUCUAUUUUAGCAGCUGCAAACCCUGUUGGGGGUCAUUAUGACCGUACAAAAACUGUAAAUGAGAACCUGAAAAUGAGUAGUGCUUUACUCUCGAGAUUUGAUUUGGUUUUCAUAUUACUUGACAAGCCCGAUGAGCUACUGGAUAAGCGGCUCUCGAAGCACAUCAUGUCUCUUCAUGCAAAAACUCCGGAACAUCCACCUGUGACAAAGCAAUUAUGUACAGCACCUUUUGAUGUCAGGGGAAGUAGCCUGAAUGUAGAGCACAAUUCUUUAACUUCAAGACUGAAGCUUGACCCAAAUAAAGACAGGGGUUUUGUUCCAUUACCUGGUCCUCUUCUGCGUAAAUACAUUGCCUAUGCAAAAGCUUAUGUCUUUCCAAGGAUGACCGAGCAUGCGGCAGCCAUCUUGAAGAAGUUUUACCUGCAACUGAGAGAUCGUAACACAUCUGCUGAUAGUACACCAAUAACUGCUAGGCAAUUAGAAAGUCUGGUAAGGUUGGCUCAAGCUCGAGCUAAGGUUGAUCUAAGAGAGCAAAUAACGGAGCAAGAUGCUUUGGAUGUUGUCGAAAUAAUGAAGGAGUCCUUGUAUGAUAAGUAUGUUGAUGAGCAUGGUUUUGUGGAUUUUGGGCGAAGUGGAGGAAUGAGUAAAGAAAAAGAGAAGAAGAGAUUUUUGGGUGCAUUAAAUAAGCAGUCUGAGGUGCAGCAAAAGGAUUGCUUUUCAAUAUCUGAGUUAUACAGUUUGGCAGAUAACAUAGGCUUGAGGGUUCCAGAUAUUGAUACGUUCCUGGAUACCCUUAAUACUGCAGGCUAUUUACUAAAGAAGGGCCCAAAGAAAUAUCAGGUGCUAUCAUCAUCUUAUUCAAGAAGUCAAUCAUCAAGGGGAUAGUUUUGCAGCAAUGGUUAUUUUGGUUGGCUAUGUAAUUUCACAGAUAAGCUCUCAUUUUGUCAAAUUCCCAGCCUGCCUAAAAGCCACGUGCCCGUGUAGAUUUUAUAUUUUGUAAG
This is a messenger RNA of Cuscuta europaea, 2615 nucleotides long. The record is from the annotation of a GenBank genome assembly. Lineage: Eukaryota; Viridiplantae; Streptophyta; Magnoliopsida; Solanales; Convolvulaceae.